CAAUGAUUAAAAAAGAAAAACUGGAUUUGCAUCCCUGAUUCUUUGCCCUACCGUGCUCCUCCGACACCACCACAACACUGUCAAACUACAAGCUUACUCAAAAAAAAAAAAAAGCAUUAGAAGUCUAUUCGCUUUAAGUUCUACGUUCUUCUGCUGUUGUAUGAGCACCCUCUAAAAGAAAAGAAAAGGAAGGAAAAACCCAAAACUGAGCAAAAUUCAAUUGAAAGAUGAUUCAAACAAACCGCAGCUACAACGCCAUAGUACACCAAGUAAUAUCAAUAAUGCUCCAAAACCGACCCUUUGAUGCCCAACUCGCUUCUUCAACAACCUCAAAUCCAUGGACGACAGAUUCAGUUUCAGACAUCUUAAGAUCCGUUCCAAAAUUCUUCUUCCAAUCCCCUCGUUCCAUUGGCCGCCAGAAAGGCUUCCGCCACCGUGCUCCUUUAAAGCAAAGAUAUCUCAAACAAGAAAAUUUUAAGAAUUCCCACAAUGUUCUUGUCCUUGGCCCUGCUGCUUAUAGAGACACCAAAAGGGUAGUUUUAGGAUUAGAUAAAGCAAUGGAUUUCUAUUUCUGGGUAGAAAACUUUUUUGGGUUUGCCCAUGAUGUGAAAACUUGUAGAGAAAUGGCCUUUGUUUUGGCUAAAGGUAAUAACUUGAAGGGUCUUUGGCAUUUUCUCAAGGAAAUGUCCAGGAGAGAAAAUAGGGGGCUUGUUACUACUUCUACUGUCACCUGUUUGAUUAAAGUACUAGGAGAAGAAGGGUUAGUUAAAGAAGCAUUGGCUUGUUUUUAUAGAAUGAAGCAGUUUCAUUGCAAACCUGAUGUUUUUGCUUAUAAUACGAUUAUUCAUGCCCUUUGUAGAGUUGGGAAUUUUAAUAAAGCAAGGUUCUUAUUGGAACAAAUGGAGUUACCAGGGUUUAGAUGUCCACCAGAUUUGUAUACUUACACCAUUUUGAUAAGUUCAUAUUGUAAAUUUAGCAUGCAAACUGGAUGUAGAAAGGCAAUUAGGAGAAGGCUUUAUGAGGCGAAUCACUUGUUUCGUGAAAUGUUGUUUAAGGGUUUUGUUCCUGAUGUUGUGACUUAUAAUUGUUUGAUUGAUGGUUGUUGUAAGACAAAUCGAAUUGAAAGGGCUUUGGAACUUUUUGAAGAUAUGAAUAAAAGGAAUUGUGUUCCUAACCGUAUCACCUAUAAUUCUUUUAUUAGGUACUAUUGUGCUGUUAAUGAGAUUGAUAAGGGUAUUGAGAUGAUGCGGAGGAUGCAACAGAUGAAUCAUGGGGUAGCGGCAAAUAGUUCUUAUACUCCGAUUAUACAUGCUCUGUGUGAAGCGGGAAAGGUGCUGGAGGCCAAGGAUUUUCUUUUUGAGUUGAUUGGAGGGGGAUCUAUUCCCAGAGAGUAUACAUAUAAGCUAGUUUGCGAUGCACUGAAUUCAGUAGGAGCAGCCAAUUUGAUAGACAAUGAGUUGCAUAAAAGAAUAAGAGAUGGUAUAGAGAGCAGAUGUAAACAAGUGAUGAAGGUGAAACAAGUAAAGAGUCGCAUAACGAAAAUGAGGAUUGUGGAGGAAGUUUAAUUUCCAGGAAGAACUAAUCAUGCUCAACCAUGCAAAGCACAGCAGGCAAGAAGAAGAAUUUAGUUGUUUGUUGGGGCAUCCUGGUGAAAGGAAACUAAGAGUGAAGUCUCCAGUGAGAGAAGAACACUGUUGAGAUAUGUGUUAUCUCCUCUCUUUCUGUCCUUGUGACAUUAUUUUUCCUUGUCAUUUGCUGCUUCAAAUGCAUGAUCAAGAAAAGCAAAGGUACUGUUAACAACCAUGGAGUUCGCCACACUGGUGGAGAUGGUGCUAAUCCAGGUGUGACCAUUAAUGCAGUAGGUGUUAAUAGUGGCAUGACUUCCGGUUGUGCUCGUGGGACUGGCAGUGACAAUGGCGAAGGUGGCUGUGGUGGCAAUGAUGACGGUGGAGGAGAAGCAUGUUGUGGAGGUGGUGAUGGUUGCCAAGCUGGGCUAUGAUAAUAUGCUAUUGGUGUUCUGGAAAAGGAGGAAAAAUAAUAGAACUGCUGUUAUGGGAAUAUAAAGAUAUCAUUGUUUCUUUCAUCUUUUACCCCCCCUUUUUUCUCCUCAACUGAUGUACCAGUUUGAUAUUAUGAAUUUUAAAUUUCAAUGGUAUUAAGUUAUGAUUGCGGUGCUUUAUAUAAGGUUGAUACGUUGCUUAUACAUGAGGUGAAAUUAGCUGAUUCUGAAAACUCUGGGGCAGUAAAAUUAAGAAUUAAAUUGGGCUUUUAAUUCUCAUCUCUAUAUAUGUAAAUUCUACUUUGUUGAUGAUGGCAAGUUUCAUUGCCUACCCGAAGAAAAUCUAAAAAAUUAUCAGGCACAUCUUGAUCCAUCAUGCUGGGGGCUUUUAUAGUUUUAUUUGUAAGUUCCCCUUUGGUUUUCUUUGAAAAGAGGUAUGUUUUCAAGGUUAUUCAUUUUGCUAAUGGUUGUUCUUUAGA
Messenger RNA from Durio zibethinus, 2478 nucleotides. Its product is annotated as Pentatricopeptide repeat (PPR) superfamily protein. Gene Ontology annotation, molecular function: protein binding; mRNA binding. NCBI's taxonomy places the organism in Eukaryota, Viridiplantae, Streptophyta, Magnoliopsida, Malvales, Malvaceae. The record is from RefSeq and is a predicted model, not a curated record.